Molecule: messenger RNA, 7077 nt
Organism: Bombus huntii
Lineage: Eukaryota; Metazoa; Arthropoda; Insecta; Hymenoptera; Apidae
Product: coiled-coil domain-containing protein 112-like
Exons: 6
Coding region: 416-1918 (500 amino acids)
Source: RefSeq, a predicted model, not a curated record
UGCAAAAUUUUUUUAAUAAUAUUGUGUAACUCUAAUUAAUUGAUUUUAGUAAGAAAUUUGUUACCAGUAAUUAUUAGUAAGUUACGUUAAAAGAUAUUUACUACUCUAUAGGGAAAAUUCAUGUACCUAACAUCUCAAUCACUAAUUAAGAGACAAAGUCCAUGUGAAAACGUAAUUAUCAAGGCUACCGUAGCUUUGAUGACUACUUUUUCGUGCGAACGACAGGUGCAUCGAGUAUAUACGAAGUUACGUUAUGGGGAAUCGCUAUGGAAACCCAUAAAAUGCUACAGUCGACCAAUAGAAGUUGAACGAACCUUGCUUCGUGUACUUUGACGUUAAAUGUCAAGCUCAAAGGGUUGCUAAAACCAAGUUCUCAGUUCAAUUAACGUCCAUUUACGGAUAAUUAAUUACGUCAAUGAGCGCCAAUAGCGGAAAUAGUGUUAAAAUGAUGUACGAUACAUCGAAGAAGAAAGUGACUUCCGCUCAAAGAGAUUUAUAUAUCAGACCACUAUUAAGGUUGAAACAACAAGAAGAUAUUCUUGAUAAAGGACUUGUUGGUGCGAUUGAAAACAUGAAAAUAGACUCGAAUUUGUUACAGGAUAUUAUAAAUGAACACAAGGAAUUGUCAUUGAAAAGACGAAACUUUCUGAGCACGAUGUACAAAAAUAUAAAAGAUAUUACUUCUGAAUUGGAUUCUGCGAAACAUGUGACGAAAAAUCCAGAAGAUUUACAAACACUAGAUGUGAACACGUACAAAUCAAAAUUGAUCAAACUUUCGCAAAAAAUGCAGGAUUUCGAGAAAUCUUGUCCUAUUGAAACAUUAAUGGAGGAAGGAACUGCAUUAAAUACUGAAGUACAUGAAUUCGAAUUUAAUUUAGAUAAAUAUGAAAAAGCACAGAAAAAUAGGGUACGUUUAUCGUUAUUAUGUAAAAGUAAAAUUGAAAAUAGACAACACAAUACAGGAUGCAAAGAUAUAGACGAUUUUCAUGCUCUGGUUGCAGUAACAGGACACACAGAAAAUUGGACCAUGGAGGAUCAUCUGUUUUUCUUGAAAACGCGAAAAAGGUGUGAAAAUAUACCAGCUCUGGUUGCAGCGAUCCAAAAAAAAUGUCCAGAUCUAUCUACUGAAAUUAUAGUAAACCACGAGGCGUGGUACAAACAAUACACAGAUUUACGAGAAAAACAGAAGGCAGCUGUGAAAGAAUGGCGUCAAAAGAGGGAAUCAGAAAAAAAGAAAAAUACCGACGAAAUAGAGAAAGAAAUCGGGAAUCGUUACGAGGACGAAGAUUUUCUAAAUGAAAUCCCCAGAGAGAAAGCAUCAUGUAUUUUAAGAAAAACAAAAUCGUCUACAACGGAAACCAGAAGUACCAACAGCAGUGCCAGUUCGACCGAAAGCAAGAAAAAGGAAUUGAUUAAAAAGUGGAAAAUGGAAAAAGAAAAUAAGCGUUUGAUGGACGAAGAACAGGUAAAAAUGCAAAUGAUAUUGAAGAGGAAAAUAGAGCAAAAUAGGAGGAAGAAGCGUAAAGAAAAGAUCCAGGAAGCUCUGGAACAAUAUAAAAAGAAGAAAUCUUUGGAAAAUAUUUUAAGAGAAAAGGAUGAACAAUUUAAAGAAAAAUGUACAUACGAUGUAACAUUGAUCAAAGCAUUUAGAGAGCAAGACAAAGAGUUUACUAAAAAAAGAAAAAAUUUAAUUCUACGUUCUAAGAAGCCAAACAAAUGCGAAUCAGUGAAUAUAAGAAGGAUAGAGCUCGUAGAAGCAAGGAGCUAUUCGACAUUGUUUGAUACUACAAAAGUUUGGAGAGAAAAAUGCAGAGUGGAAGAUUCGACAAUGCGUUUUAACGAAUUGCAAUAUAUCAAGGACGUCCCAAAAAUGUGUAUCCGAUGGAGGAACGAAGAAUCGGAGGAUCUAAAAAUCUAACAAGAAAUAUAUCGAUUAAAAAAUGUAAAAGACGUUAGUAUAAACGAUCGUGUUAUCGUAUGCCUAAUUUAUUGUAUAUACUCGUACAAGUUUUAUCGUUUACGUGUAACUUGGUAACUAACGCGACUCAAAAUACGUAUAAAUAUACAAUUUUGUCAUUGGUAAACUUUACAUCGUCUUUUUAUAACUUUUAAAACAAUGUCCAGCAAUAAAUCAUGCAAUUUAUGAUAACCCGAAUACAACUUAAAAGGUGUCUAUCUUUUACUUAAGGAAAAUACAAUUAUUUUCAUUAACCCUUUCAUGAUCGAUGUUGCGUUCCCACGAACUUUAAAUUUCUUCCAUUGAAUUCUAAUUUUUUCUUUACAAAUCAAAUUUCAAUUUCAAUGCGUUAAGCCUUCUUUACAAAAGUAUUAGAAAACAAUGUGCGUUCCUAAGGAAAUAUUCGAUCCUGAAAGGGUUAAUUGAUCAAUUCUUAUAUGUACACAUAUUUAGGAAGAAAACAAAUGUUUAUGGCUAAAGAAUAUACGAUAUGUUUCCCAUUACUCCUCCGCUAAUUUAAUAUUAUAAUUUUUAAUAAAUUAAUCAACCGAGCACACUUCUAGACCGGCGAAUCUUCAGCGCAAUUUCUGUAUAAUAAUCUGCAUAAUAAUCAUACUUCAAGGUAUUUACAAUAAUUGUACUUACUUCCUGUUCGAACUUCUCCCAAACUCCGGAAUCACUUCAUUAGAGCCGAACGAAACCUCGGUAUCUGUUUUGUACUUCGUUUCCGAAUCGGUAUACUAAAAGUAUAUUCUCCUAUAGUAACAGUCUUUCAUAGGAAAUGAUCCACGAACACGGCGACUCCAUGAACAUAAGCAGUAACGAGGACAAUCCCUCGUGAUCGAUCCGUCAUCGACGAAUCACUAGUCAAAAAAUUGUCAUUUCUCUUGUUUUAUUUACAAUCGCUAAAAUCUUCGAAUUACAAAUAGCCUGUGUGCUACUUGUCGGCAAUCGGCCUCGAGGAAAUUCGCGCGAUCAAAAGCGACGCCGUAAGUGUCGACUAUACAAAUGGAUCCGCUCUGAAAAAUUAUUUUAAAGUGUUGGACACAUUCUGAAAACGCGACCUCAGCACAACACGACGCAACGUUACGAGUCGACGAGUAUACAUCUUUUUUUAGAAAUUCUCUUUUUGAUUUUGAAUAUUUUUCGAACUACGAAAAAUAAAAACGCCAUAUCGCACGAGCGCGAGAAUUGAAAUAAUGGAGGGCAAGAGGAAAUGAACGAAAUGAACGAUUGAUAUAUAUUUAAGUUUAUUUUUCUUUUACGAACGUACCGGUUUUUGUCAGACGAUGUACAUAAUAAGUUAUGAGUAAAAGAGUGUUGGCUUUAUCCAGGACCGUCAAUUUAUUCGACUGCUCAGAACAAACUGUUAAUAAUUAAUUAAUCAAUUAACUAAUUAAUUGAUUAACCCUCUCCUCUCACCCAAACCUCACAUUACCUGAGCGAUCGCGCGCGCGCGUGUGUGUGUGUAUCUGUAUGAAAGUAUUGAACGUAGAAACAAACAUACGUAGAAAGAUUGGAAAGAACGAACGAAGAGAGACAAACUUAAACAAAUAUAUAAGUGAGGACAAAAAAAAUGAUAUCCGGCUUCCCUCUUCCGGUCAGUCGUGGAUAAUACCAAUUCUCGACGAUUUUACUCAAAUAUAUAAUAUACUUUCUAUUAACCUUCUGUUCGUUAAUUCGAUAUUCUUUUUUGUAGAUUUUUUUUUCUUCUUUUCUCUUCGUCUUUCAUGAGAUGACCAAAUACAAAAACAUAGGUGAUACAAUAUAUAUACUAUAUAUAUAUGUAUAAUGUUAUAAUACAAAUGUGCCUCGUACUGUGCUGAGUACGAUAUAUCAAUCAAAUUCGACGACUGUUCAUAAUUCAUAUUUUAUCCUUCUGUUUGUUCACGUAUUUUGUCUUCUUUCCUUUGUUCACAUCCUCGGCUAUCCCUUUCUCACAGAUCAUUAUGAGAUAUGCUCAUUAUGAUCAUUAUGAUUCACAAUCACGCCACCUACCAUUCACAUCUUCGCUCUGUUACUAAUUAGACGUCACGCUAUAGCGAUAUCGAGAAUUCCUCCGAUUUUCUUUCUCCUCGAGCCGCGUAUAUAUACACAUAUAUGUCAGCAUAUAUAUGUGUGUAUACAUGCACAAAGAAAUAUAACUGUUUACAAUUCGUCUCUCUUCAAUAAUUGUAUACCGUUUCUCUAGAAGUUUGUUACAACGAACAAUAGAACGUUUAAUUGAACGCCUUCAACUUUCCACCUUGCUCAUUCAUACGAUCAUAUUUCUCCGUUGUAUUCGCCUACACAAACACACACACGCACACUGUAUUCAUCCUCACGUUCCCUUAUUAUCCUUCAUAGCAACAAGCAUUGUAGGACGAUUGACGUUUUUCUUUCCCAUUGUUCGCCAUUUUCUUCCUCGUAACCCAUCAUCGUCUUUCUUUUUUCUUUUUUAUAAUAAAUAUGUACACACUUGAACAUUUGUACAGGUCAAAGAUCUUCGUCCCUACGAUUAGUUUAGUCGUCUUGAACCUUCCAUCUAACAAUAUUUGUCAUCGAUAUCCUCACACGCAACGCCUCACUCAUUCUCUCUCUGUUCCAACUCUAUAUAUCCUUUUUCUCUUGUGCAAACCAUAGAUGCAACAGGUGUGUGUGUUCAAUUGCUUUUUUUUCCUCUUCUCUCCUUCCAUAUCGCUUUUUCCUCUCUUCCUCCUUUCCUUUCGUGUCGUUCGAUCGAUCGAACAACCAUGAUCGAUCGAAAAGUCCGCGACGCUAAUUUCAACGAACGCACGACUCUCGUCCAGACGAUCGAAAACUCUGCGUAUCCCUUUCUUCGUUCAGGGACACCAAGAACAGCGUCGAAUCACGACGUCCACGAGCUAUUAUCUUGUCAAGACUUCGACGCUCGGUUAGCUUAUUUCCGAGUUUCUUUUUUUCUAAUUUCUAACAUUGCACACGGUUCCGGGACGGCAAAGAAUCGGACACGGAAUCGAUCGUCUUUCGGCGAGGAAUCGCGUCGUUGAAAGGCACGGGCGAAGAUGAAAGGGAACGCGAUCGAUGGGAGCGAUUCGUGCAAGUGUAUAGAUUCCUCUUUUGAACAAACCUUUGAAUUUUGGGUUUCUAAGGAUUCGCGACGGUUUUCGAGAACGUUCGACUAAUCUAAGAGCAAGAAAUGCACGCGAAUUUUUAACGUCUCUCAUUUCUAUGAUUACGGAAAUUAAUUUAGUACGUAAAUGUAAGAUUUCAUAAAACGAACGAAAUUUUGUUAAACAUUAAACGAAGAAAAGAAAUGAAUUUUUGACAAACAGGAUUCGCGUACAUUCCUUGUGAGCAUAGUUGAGACUCUUAAUAACUAAUCGAAUGAAUUCCAUACUCCUUUUACUGCCAGAUUUAUUGAUGAGAUAUAGAUGAAGGUACAUCUGGGCCCCAAUAAAGUGCUACUUUAAAUCGAGAUUAAAACGAAAGAAGCGUAUGUCACCUAAUAGAUCAUUCUGCUCGCGAUCGUUCGCCAACGUUCCGCGGACUAACGUUUAUCCGUUGAACAGCUAGCAAUUUUCCGUUUUCUUAUAUUUCUUUUUCUCCCUGUAUAAAUGAACGACCAACUUGUAAAUGCAACAAUGAUUGACAAUGAUCGUAAAAUGGUAACGUUCUCGCAGUAGAAAGUAAAAAUCUCUAAUCUUUCUCUCUUUCCAUCCAUGUCUGUCGCAAUCUUUCGAUCGUUAACCAAGACUCGCGGCUCAUGCAGCUACUCAUCGAUCAAUCGACUCGUUUCCUUCGUGUACUUGCUUCGUAGGGACACAAACGUUUCAAGCUAGCGAUCUAAAGGAUAUGGACAAUGAUAUCGCAUGUUGGUUCGCUUUCGAUGAAGAUUCGAUCGGGUGUCGUGUGAUUAAUAACUUCUAAACGGCUCGCUAACCAGGUCAUAGACCUGGAAUAUGCAUAUAUGUAUGUGAAUGUAUCGAAUAUAAUAUUCGACCAUCCAGGACAACGAGAUACCUUGAACUGUUCUGUUUCGAUAAUGUUUUUAUGUCGAUGAUGGCUGAUGGAAUUACUAUAAAUGUAUAAAAAAGACGAAUUAUACCGCGACGCACCUGUCCGCGCUUCAAUAUCGCUAAUGAUCACAGUUGCGCGGUCGAUUUUCUAGAAUUAGGGGCAAUCGAUGAGAAUCGCCUUACGCUUACACGCCUUAGACUAACGCCGUUACUCUCGUUCCUGGACAGUCAAAAUCGCAUGUGCUGCUGCGAUCCACGAAGAAAACGAAUCGUCGAAGAGCUGCGUGACUCGUCGAGGAUCUUUUAAGUUCCUCCCUCGAUCGCGCGUUUUUACAGGUCUCCAAUGUUCAUUCUUCCCGGCUUCUUAUCUCUCUUUGUUCUUUCAUCUCAUUCCACCCCCAUCCCUAUGAAUAAUUUCGUUCAUUUCCCCGUCGAAAGUUACUAAAUCCGUUCUUUUCCUUUUAAUUCUUCAUCAUCCUUGUGUCCUCUUUCCUUUUACUUUUCAUUCUGCACAUUUUUUGUCUUCUGCUUUUAUUUUGCUUACUUCUAAGCUUGUAUAAAAACGAUAGUUUUUUUUUUUGUUUAUUCAAUUACACCAAAAGACGAGUUGUGUGCAUAAAGCAAACUAUAUUGGGACAACAUGAAUUCUGAAUAAAUACUUAAUAUUACAACAAAAUUUUAAGUAUUCUUUCGUAAUGUCAUCACUAUAUAGUUUGUAAGAAAAUAAGAUACUUUACUUGAAAUUUGUAUGUACAGAUAUUACAAACAACACACUCUCGCUCGCUUCGCUCUCCCUCUCUCUCAUAAUGCAUAGGCAAUGUGUUUCUGUUUUCUUUAAUUUUCUUUCUUUUUUCCUCUUUUAAUCUUUUUUAACUAAACGCUUCUCUAUAAUACAUUGCUGUGGAGUAAGCCUAAAUAAAUCCAUUUUUCUAUGCGAUUCUUUCUUUCUCUUAUGAUUUUUUUGUUUCCCUUUGUUGUUGGCUUUUUCUCUCCCUCGCUGUUUUCCCGAGUUUUCUUUUGAUUCGUAUCUUUUUCUCUCUGUUAUCUCUUCCUUCUUUUUCGAGAUUUUGAAACAAAAAUUUACAACACCAAUUCUUUCAACGUCUUCUUGACAAGUUUCUUUCUUAAAAAAAAAAAUUCAAA